UGCUAAAGAAUCAAACAAAGUGAAAGUAGGACAAUAUAAGCAGCACAGACUGACAGAGCACAAAAUCGUGACAAUGAAGCGCCGAUUUCCUCCAUAUAAUCCAGCAAAUGGUGUACGGACAGAUUUUGAAGCUCUUUUACAACGAUUUACAGAAACUGAUUCAGUAAGAUAUGAGGAAUUCGCUGAAAUAUGGAAAGACAUGAAAUUUUCCCAAAUAUACGCGGGACGACAAGACGAUAGAGAAGCGCAGGACUUUGUUGACGAGUGUUUGAAGAUAGCAUUAAAAUUUUACUUACCACCAUGCAGUUUUCAAAUUCGGGUCGGUGGUUUGUACAUCUUAUAUGGGAUAUACUUCACCCAGCCAAUUCUUAGGAAACGGAAAAUUCGAGUGAUACCAGAUAUUUGGAAUAAAAUACUGGAAUUUCAAGCCGAGGCUCAUUUACAGGAGCAUUUAGAUGUUGAAUUCAUAUUUCACAAGUUGAGAUAUUUUGAAGCGUUUGAGUUUUGUGCAACAGAGUCGCAUGUGUACCCAAACAAAAGUGACACUAUAGUGGAGGAUGCAACGACACGGGAGGAGUUCAAAGAAGAACAGAGCAUGUUGUAUGACUUAUUCUCCACUGACGUGUUAGAACAGUUAGCGGCUGUCCAUCAGCAUUACCAUCACAUGAAAGUGGCCAUGGAGAACCAGAAAAACAUCAGCCGUGGAGGAAAAGAGACAGACAUGCCAGCAAAAUCCUUAGAUGUUAUUCAACAAGACUUGGUGCCGAGCAUCACAAAAGCUGUCAUUCACUAUCAAGAAAAAAGGAAGACUGUGCUCAACACUAAGAAACACACUGCGGAGACAGAAUCUGAGGAUGAACAUGAAGGGGAUUACUCUGUGUUUUUACAUAUAGGAGAAGGAUCAUCUCGUCAGUCAUCUGUUAAGUCUAAGGCCUACAAAAAGUUGGCCAAAUCUAGCAGGUCGAGGAGGCACAGACAAACUCAAGAGGAUAGUAGUGAAACUGAGGACAGUCCACAGAAAAGAAGAAGGAAGCAGAGAACAUCCUCCACAGGGAGGGGCCAAAACCAGGAAUCACAAAUAGAGAGCAGUUAUGAUACAGAUGGUAAUCAAGUCAAAGAUGAAGCUGCAAAAUUUGAUGAACAUGGAGACACCAUUUUAAUGAGUAUGCCCACACUUACUGAGGAGGAGCCCUCCAAAAGCACUGCAAGUUGCAAAGGAAAGUCCCCUCAGAAGGGGAAAAAGUCUGCCAAGACCACAAGGUCAAAAGGAUCUAAGGGAACCAAGUGCAAUCCACCACCUCGGGUGGCUCCUGAUGAAGAUUCAAACAUAAAGCCAUCAAAGCUGAGAGUCAAACUGAAAUCUGGUGCUAAAGCACGGGGUAGACCCCAAAAACGUACAUAAAUGGAAGAAAUAGAAACAGAAAGUGAUGUGACACUGUACUAAAUAGUGAUGCUGAUGGUUUAAUGUUAUCGGUGCAUGAUGAAUGCAGACAUGAAGGCCUUGUACAAUUCAUAAGAUAUACAUCAGCGAUGCAGCUGUUAAGGCUAAAAAUAUAAAUUAUUGUGUUUUCACUAACAUUCAAGUCACAAACUUCAUUUUAAGAGUUACAAAGAAACAUUCUGAAUAUUUUCUGAUCACAAGAUAAAUGUUGGAAGUCUAUUAACAUAAUCAACAUGAGGGACUCAUUUUCAAUGCAGCUGUUGAAUAUGAGCACUUCAGUAUAUAACCCACAAAGUAAUUUAAGGUCAGUUGGGUUAGUGGAAACGGAGCAAUUUUUAACAAAGUUUGGGGGUAUACUGGAAUCACCCUGUCCGUCUGUUUGUCCAUAGACAUCAUUUUUCCAGAGGAUAUCUUUAAAACACCUAUGAACAGAUUUCAUUAAACGUUAUGUACAUAUCUUUUAUAUGAAUUGUGAAGUUGUGCAUCUGCUAUUUUGAGUGAGAUAUUUUAAUAUUCAAGGAGUUAUGGAUAUUUUUUUCCAUUUUGAUGGGGUGUUGUCAGUUUCCAGAGUAUAUUUUAAAAACUAACGAACAGAUUUGAUUAAAAUUUUGUGUAUAUAUUAUGUAUAUAAUGAAAUUGUGUCCCUGACAUUUUUAUCGAGAUUCAAUUUCAUUAACAUUCAAGGAAAUUAUUGAUAUUUUCAUUUUACGGGUGUUUUUUCAACUUCAUUGACUUAGUCGUUUUCAUUUACAUUUUGUAAUGAUCAGGGGGUAUUAGUCCCGGACCCUCGGUAGGACAGUUCCACAUGUAGUUAUUUUAGGCCUGAUGUAUUUUCAAUAUUCAUUGACCUACGCAUUGCAAUCUGUACCAGGAACUUAUUAAACAUGUUUAAAUCUGUACUAAGUAAUUCUUGGUAAUUACUUGGAGAUGAAACAGUACUGAUGUUAAUGGUUUCUUGUUCAUGAUGAAUAAAUUUUCUUGUGUUGAUGCUUAAAGAUUGAAAAUUUAGAGGGGGUAUUUUGAAAAAAAAUAUUUUUAUUUUUUUAUGUUAAACAUUAAAAACUGAAUUCAUUUAAUGUUGACUGCCAAAAUUUGGACCUUCUGAAAGCAUGAAUAAAUUUACAGCAAUAUGUUAGCCUUAACUCUGCUAUUAGAUGACACAUUUUACUGAAAGAAUACUUGAAAUGUGAUAGAUAUAAUAAACUGAGAUCGAUAUCCACUUAUUUUGAAAACUUUGUAAACAAUAAUAUACCACUAUCUUUGUUUACAAAUUAAAUAAUAAACUCUUUAAAAUGAGCUUCUUUGGUCA
Molecule: messenger RNA, 2750 nt
Organism: Ostrea edulis (European flat oyster)
Lineage: Eukaryota; Metazoa; Mollusca; Bivalvia; Ostreida; Ostreidae
Product: snRNA-activating protein complex subunit 1-like
Exons: 2
Coding region: 74-1402 (442 amino acids)
Biological process (GO): snRNA transcription by RNA polymerase III; snRNA transcription by RNA polymerase II
Cellular component (GO): snRNA-activating protein complex
Molecular function (GO): sequence-specific DNA binding
Source: RefSeq, a predicted model, not a curated record